Molecule: messenger RNA, 2216 nt
Organism: Equus quagga
Lineage: Eukaryota; Metazoa; Chordata; Mammalia; Perissodactyla; Equidae
Gene: ADAP2
Product: ArfGAP with dual PH domains 2
Exons: 11
Coding region: 85-1230 (381 amino acids)
Biological process (GO): positive regulation of GTPase activity
Cellular component (GO): plasma membrane; intracellular membrane-bounded organelle
Molecular function (GO): GTPase activator activity; phosphatidylinositol bisphosphate binding
Source: RefSeq, a predicted model, not a curated record
GGGGCUGGCGGCGGCGCGGCGGUCGGGAGGCGCGCGCCUCGGUCCUCUCCACCUGCUGGGCGAGCGCACGGGCCAUGGGCGGCCAUGGGCGACCGCGAGCGCAACAAGAAGCGGCUGCUGGAGCUGCUGCAGGCGGCGGGCACCGGCAACGCGCAGUGCGCCGACUGCGGGGCGGCGGAUCCCGACUGGGCCUCUUACAAGCUGGGCAUCUUCAUCUGUCUGAACUGCUCCGGCGUCCACCGCAACUUCCCAGACAUCAGCAGAGUUAAAUCCGUGAGACUUGACUUCUGGGACGACAGCAUUGUGGAGUUUAUGACCCACAACGGGAACCUCCGUGUGAAGGCCAAGUACGAAGCCAGAGUCCCUGCUUUCUACUAUAUCCCCCAGGCCAACGACUGCCUGGUCUUAAAGGAACAGUGGAUUCGAGCUAAGUACGAGAGACAGGAAUUCAUGGCUGAUGGGAAGACGAUCUCACCGCCAGGUAACCGAGAAGGGUUCCUGUGGAAGCGGGGAAGGGACAACGCGCAGUUCCUGAGAAGGAGGUUUGUCCUCCUGGCAAGGGAAGGCCUCCUGAAGUACUACACUAAAGAAGAGGGUAAAGGCCCCAAAGCUGUCAUCAGCAUCAAGGACUUGAAUGCCACCUUCCAGACAGAGAAGAUAGGGAACCCCCACGGGCUGCAGAUCACCUACAGCAGAGAGGGUCACAUCAGGAACCUGUUUGUGUAUCACGAGAGUGGGAAGGAGAUAGUGGACUGGUUCAAUGCCCUCCGUGCAGCCCGUCUGCAAUACCUAAAAACGGCCUUUCCUGAACUCCCAGAGUCUGAGCUCGUGCCCCUCAUCACCAGGAACUACCUCAAACAAGGCUUCAUGGAAAAGACUGGCCCAAAGCAGAGAGAACCUUUCAAGAAAAGGUGGUUCGCCCUGGAUCCCCAGGAACGGAGGCUGCUCUAUUACAAGAACCCACUGGACGCCUUUGAGCAAGGCCAGGUUUUUCUCGGGAGGAACGAGCAGGGGUACCAGGUAUAUGAAGACCUGCCCAAGGGCAUCCGAGGGAAUCGCUGGAAAGCUGGCCUCACCAUCGUCACCCCGGAGCGGAGAUUCAUCUUCACCUGCCCCAGCGAGAAGGAGCAGCGGGAAUGGCUGGAGAGUUUCCGGGAUGUCCUCUCCCGCCCCUUCACACCCCUCAACAUCCUCACUGCAUCAACAGAGAGUGGCUGCAGCAGCAGGUGACCCACUGGCCGAGGAGCUGGCUGGCCACCGGCCACCUGGAGCUCCUGGCAGGAAGGAGAAGUUCUCGCCUUGGCCUCGGUUGCCCAGCAGGAGUGCCCCACAGUCAGCAGCCAUUGCUGGCAGUGAACUCUGCCAAGACCAAAGCUGUGGCCUUUACCAACCGGCUCCCUGGGCCUCUCUACUGCCCAGCCCUGAGGGUCUGGGGAUCUGGUACAUGUCCUCAAGGCCCAGGACAUCUGAAAUGAGGGCGCUGUGAUGGAAAGGCACCCACAGCAUCAUGCAAGUGGCAUGCUUGCUCAAAAAGAAAAGAAAAGUUUAAUCUGAAUCUAACCAUGAGGACAUAAUAAGACAAACCCACCUUGGGGACAUUCUUUAAAACAACCAGCCUGGACUCUUCAAAAAUGUCAAUAACGUGAAAGAUAAAGUAGCAUGGAAACUGUUCUGGAUUAAAGGUGGCCAAAGAGACAGCAACAUGCAAUUCAUGAUUCUCAAUUGGAUCCUGGAUUUUAAAAAAACAGCUAUAAAGGACAUAUGAGAUAACGGGGGAAAUUUGAAUAUGAGUGUACAUGAACUAAUAACAUUGUAUGAUUGUGAUAAUUAUGCUGUAGUUGUGUGGGAGAACGCUCUGGUUCUUAGGGGACACGUGCCGAAGCGUUCAGGGGUAAAAUGUAGUAAUUUUCAGUCUGCAGUGACAACUGACUCUUAAAUGGUUCAGCAAAUAAAUGUAUGUGUACAUGUCUAUAUAUAUAGAGUGUACACAUAUGUACAUACAGAGAGCGUCUGGAUAAAUAUGGAAGACAGAAAGUAUAUAUAUAUAUAUGCAUAUGUAUACAGGGAGAGGAAGAGAAAAAAAAAGACCACUGUGCAAUGCAAAAUGUUAGCAGCUGAUAAAUCAAGAUAAAGUGUAAAUGAGUAUUGUCCUAUUCAGGCAGGUUUUCCAUAGAUUUGAAAGUGUCCAAAUUAAAAAGGUGCGAGAAAAUCUUUUU